Messenger RNA from Biomphalaria glabrata, 2369 nucleotides. RefSeq lists its product as uncharacterized. The record is from RefSeq and is a predicted model, not a curated record. NCBI's taxonomy places the organism in Eukaryota, Metazoa, Mollusca, Gastropoda, Planorbidae. The transcript is spliced from 2 exons. The coding region runs from base 510 to 2348 and encodes 612 amino acids.
UUUUUUUUUUUUCAGAUUUUGAAAAUUUAACCUUUUUUUUAUAUGAAUCAUAUUAUAUUUUAGCAUAAAAAUGUUUGUAAAUAUGUGUAUUUUGACUUUGAACAUGUACACCUUUUGGUGAUUAUUUACAAAUUAUCGAAAUUUAUCAAUGUUUACACCUUGGAUACGAUAUUACCUAUCUAACAAAACUAGGACCACGAUACAUCAAAAGAAAGGUCACGAUCCGAUUUAUAUGUUUAUCUGGGGUUCAAACUAAUGGAUUUAUAUGUUUUUUUGUAAUUCGUAUUUUUCCGAGCUAUAUAAUCUACGGAAACUUCCUUAUAUGGCACAUCGGCAAAACUCGGAAAAAAUCGACUAAUCAGAAUGUGCCGUUUCAUCCGGAAAAGGCGUUUCAAAAUGGCCGACAGCGUAAACACAUUCUUGUAGUGAAAGUCACUGAAAGCCUUGCACAAGACAGUUUCAGUUGUUUGAUAUUUGUAAACACCAAAGAAAAUAUCUUUUACAUUAAAAUGCCUCGACCAAAGGGACGAAGAAUGCUAGAGAAGCUCAAUAAAGCAAGAAAUGUUAUGCUAUCUGACAAGCUGCGUGGAAAUUCCUCUAGGUCUAGGUCUAGUUUAGAUCCAGCAUCAGAAGGACAACGUGGUGCAUCCAGAUCGAAAUUAGACCGUCUUUCAAUAAAUACUGAUGUUCCAAGUGAUCUAGAUCUACAAGAAACAGAGCAAUUAUGGACUAUUGCUAAUACUAAUCAGCUUACUGAUUUGAUGUCGGAUGCAUUAUGCCCUAAUUGUUUUCAGUCAAGUUUGACUAUUAGAGUUAUAAAAGAUGAAAACAUGGGGUUCGCAUCAAAGUUGAAGUUAUGUUGUAGAUCUAGUAGUUGUGGAUAUACUAAAUCAAAGUUUUCAUCUCCAAGAAUACAAAAAAGUAACUGUUCAAAUGUUGCAUUUGAAAUAAACACCAAGAUGGUUUUAUACAGCCAUGAGAUAGGAAAGGGUUUCACUUCGCUGCAGACAUUUAGCAGCGUCCUAGGAAUUUCUGGAAUCAGCCAGAGAGCCUUUAAAGACCAUGAUAAUAAAAUCACAGACUGUGAAGUGGAAUCUGGGGAAGACAUGCUCUACCGCACAGCCAACGCCAUACGUCAAGCUUAUGCAGAGACGGAUGAUGACAUUAGGGAAGCCAUUGAACGAGGAGAAAACCCUUUGAUUGACAUUUCAGUCAGUUAUGAUGGGACCUGGCAAAAGCGAGGCUUUACAUCGCUUUAUGGUGUAGGUGUCUGCAUCGAUUUACUAACAGGUCUUGUUGUCGACUUCGAUAUUAGAUCUAAGUACUGCCAUGCAUGCCACAUACAGAAAGCUGAGAGCAUGAAUGCAACUGACCUCGCAGUUUGGAAAGAACAGCAUGAUUGCUGUACUAAUCACCACAAAUCCAGCAAGUCUAUGGAACAGGACAGUGCUGUAAUUCUGUGGAAUCGUUCUGUGGCAAAAUAUAAUUUUAGAUAUGUGGAGAUGCUGAGUGAUGGAGAUUCUUCUGCUUUUAAAGCUGUGCUUGAGUCUAAGCCAUAUGCUGAUAAAGCUGUUACUAAACUUGACUGUAUCAAUCAUGCCCAUAAACGUAUGGGGACAGCGCUUCGAAAACUUGCCAAAGAAAGCCAUCUUGGUGGCAGAGGAGUUGGCAGGUUAACAGAAAAAAAAUGUGACAGUUUGCAAAAUUUUUAUCGUGGUGCUAUAAUAGACAAUAUUCCAGAUGUGUCCAAAAUGAGGAAUGCUGUUUGGGCAGGAUUAUACCACUCCAUGUCUACAGAUACUGAACACCAUCAUCGACAAUGUCCAUUAGGAGAAAAUAGUUGGUGCUGGUACCAACAAGCUGUUUCGUUGGGACAAGACCCUGACAGCCACUCUAAUCAUAAGGCAUCAACAUUUUUGUCUCUAGAGGUGGCUCACAAGCUAAUUCCAAUUUAUCGAAGAAUGUCAGAUGAGUCCUUGCUUCAACGAAUGGCUCAUGGUGGUACUCAAAACAACAACGAAAGCCUUAAUGCUAUGAUUUGGACGAGAUGUCCUAAAACAAGUUUCAUGGGACUUGGCAGAGUGAAAGGCAGUGUUGCUAGAGCUGUGUCAAUAUUUAAUGCUGGCGCCAAUGAAUUAAUUAACGUGAUGAAUAAGAUGCAUAUUGAUGUUUCUUAUGUAACAUUAAAUAAUUUAAAAAAGGUCAAUGAUAAAAGAAUUAUUCAGUCUGACACUACUAGCCAAGAGGAUUAUAGAAAAAGAAGAAAGACUGUUUCUUUAACACGGUUUGAAAAAGUCAGAGAGGAAUUGGCCAAAGAUGGGAAUGUAUAUGGUGCUGGUGCUCAUUAGCAAUACUACUGUCAAUAUUUU